CUGCUACCAGCUGAAACUUGAGCGCUGCAAUUUUCCAGCCUUAACCGCGAACAUGGUGCGGCCUGUUAGACAUAAGAAGCCAGUCAAUUACUCACAGUUUGAGGACUCUGAUAGUGAUGAUGAUUUUGUUUCUGCAACUAUACCUUUAAACAAGAAAUCCAGAACAACAUCAAAUGAGUCAAAACAAGAUAAACCAAAACCUAUGAAGAAUCCCCAGAAAGAAGACAUUCAACUACAAGACAAGACCCCUAAAAAAAGGAUGACCUUAGAUGACAAGCUCUUCCAGAGAGGCUUAGAAGUGGCUCUAGCUUUGUCAGUGAAGGAACUUGCAACAGUCCCCAAUGAUGUACAGAAGUCUCAAAAUAAAAGCAUUGAAAAACAUGGCAACAGUGAAAUAGAAAUAAUGAACAAAUCUCAUAUAUCUAAUUGCAGUGUAACCAGUGAUUAUUUAGAUUUGGACAAGAUCACAGAGGAAGAUGAUGCUCGUGGUGUUCAAGGGAAAAGAAAAGCAGCAUCUAAAGCUGUGGCUCAGCAGAGGAAGAUGCUUUUGGAAGGCAGUGAUGGUGAUAGUGCUGAUGACACUGAGCCAGACAUCGCAACUGGUGAUGAUUCUGAGGAGGAUUCUGAUUUUGAUGAGAGUGAAGAUAAUGAUGAAGACUUUACUAUGAGAAAAAGUAAAGUUAAAGAAAUUAAAAAGAAAGAAGUGAAGGUAAAAUCCCCAGUAGAAAAGAAAGAGAAGAAAUCUAAAUCCAAAUGUAAUACUUUGGUGAUUUCAGUAGACUCUGCUGCAGCUGCUAUCAAAUCAGAAUCUCAGACUUUACCCGAGGAGGCUUAUCAUUCUUUGGAGGUCACUAGGAAACCAUUGCAAAUACACAGUCCUUCAGCUGAAGUCAAGAGACCGAAGUGGGUCCCACCAGCUGCAUCCGGAAGUAGCAGCAACAGCAGCAGUCCAAUGGCAGGAGUUUCCAUUAGGUCCCCAAAUCAGAGUCUCCGCCUUGGCUUAUCCAGAUUAGCACGAGUUAAGCCUUUGCAUCCGAAUGCCACUAGUAGCCGAGUGUGGUAGCAAAGAAAUGUUUGAUAGAAUAACAGUUUUAAAAGUGUAUUUAUAUUUCACUUGUGUUUAAGAUUAAGGAGGGUAUUGUAAUAUAGAAGAAUCCUUUAACAUGUCACAUAAAUGAUCUUAAUCUGUUUUGUGAUUAUGUGCUCUAAAGAGCUCUUCAAGACUUCAAAAAGAGGUUUGUUCAUAAGAAAUACCUUCUCAUGUCAUUCCUUCUGAAGAGCUGUUCUGUUUUCUUAUGUAUCAUAAGUCAUUGUCUUUUUUAGUGGUUGUCAGUUUAAUGUGGAGGAAGUCUGUAUCAUGCGCUGUACUUUUCUAGUCACAUGAUGUUCCUUUGUGACACUUAAACUAUUCAGAGUGUAUCUGACAAAGGGAAACAUUCUCAUUUCUUUCAGGAGAUAGUUUGAAAUCUUAUAAGCUACUUACUUUAUAUUGUCAGUUUUACUGCAAGGAUGUUUGGUAUUUUAACCAAAUCUUAUUAAUAGUAAGAAUAAAGAAUCAUUUUACAUAUUACAAUGGAUACUAUACUAUGGCAUAAGACUCCUACUUGGAAUUUGAUGAUUAUUAUAUAGCAAAUAUAAUGACAUUUUAUGAACUCUUCAUUGUCAAAACCUUAAAUAAAAGUGAAAAAGUUUUGAA
This is a messenger RNA of Marmota flaviventris (yellow-bellied marmot), 1696 nucleotides long. RefSeq names its product RAD51 associated protein 1 (gene Rad51ap1). Gene Ontology annotation, molecular function: single-stranded DNA binding; double-stranded DNA binding. Gene Ontology annotation, biological process: interstrand cross-link repair; double-strand break repair via homologous recombination. The record is from RefSeq and is a predicted model, not a curated record. Lineage: Eukaryota; Metazoa; Chordata; Mammalia; Rodentia; Sciuridae.